AAUAUAUAAUUUUAUCUCUCUUUUUAUUUUGGCCAUUUAUCAAUGGAAUAAAUUAAAGAAAGUGCCACUUUACUGGAUACAACGUAAGCCACAGAAGGAAUAAAGUCGAAAUGCUAGGACACGCAUUAACAGUAUUUACAGUGGUCAUCUCAUUGACCAAUGUAAAAGUUGAAGGUCAACCAGAUUUCUUUAGACCAGACAGUCCGAGUGACCUGUCCGAAAGUAUUACCGAAGACAUCAGCCUUGCUACGAGCAUUUAUAAUAUAUUCGCAACUGGUGGUAGCGGUUCCUUGACGUACAGAAUACAAUCACAAAACCCGACUGCACCGGCAUUUACCUUGACACCAACUACUUCAUCAGCUGAUCUUUACACACCAAGUGGCACGGCUCUCGACAGAGAAACUGUGGACUUAUUUGAGUUUGUGUUUAGUGUGACAGAUGGUACAGACACAGUGUUAAGUGACACAUUCACUGUGAAUAUUUUAGAUGUGAACGAUAAUGCCCCACAGUUUGAAAAUACUAUAUACACAGCAACAAUCUACGACACUGUGUCAAACGGAUAUUCGCUAUUGACUGUAUCAGCAAGCGACGCAGAUGCCACAACGCAACUUAAAUAUUAUAUCAGAGCCGGAGAUAGCAGCAAUACGUUCGGCAUUGAUCAAUCAUCCGGGCAUCUCACCGUGACAACGUCCACUAAUAUACAAGCUUCAACAACCCCAUCGUAUAUCCUAAGGGUCGAGGUAGAGGACAACUUUGGUACUAACACCGGAACUGCAACAAUAAGUAUUAGUGUUAUAGAUGACCUUUGUGACCCAAAUCCUUGUCAGAAUUCCGGCACUUGCGCACGCGACACAACUAGCUACAACUGCACGUGCACUUCCGGAUGGUCGGGAACAAAUUGUGAUACUGCAAUAAUGGUUCUUGCUGCAUGUCAGGCAUCGGCUACACUUGUAUCUGUCCUCAUGGCGUUCUUGGAUCUUAUUGCACACUAG
Molecule: messenger RNA, 992 nt
Organism: Mya arenaria
Lineage: Eukaryota; Metazoa; Mollusca; Bivalvia; Myida; Myidae
Product: protocadherin alpha-1-like
Exons: 11
Coding region: 111-992 (293 amino acids)
Biological process (GO): homophilic cell-cell adhesion
Cellular component (GO): plasma membrane
Molecular function (GO): calcium ion binding
Source: RefSeq, a predicted model, not a curated record